GAAGCAGAAGCACGAGCAGCAGCAGCGCAGCCACAAGCAACGUCAACGGAUGAUUGCUUGGUCGGUCGGUUGGUUGGUCGAUGCUAAUAGUUUCUCCGGGGGCUCUCUUUCUCCCAUCUGGCGCUCCGCUGGACAAAGUGCGAAAAGAAAGUAUAUACACUCAUAUACACGCAUAUAAAUAUAUAUAUAUAUAUUUAUAUGCAUAUGAAUGUGCCAGUGUGUCGGUGUGUUUAUGUUGUUCAGCAACGAAAUCAAACGAAUUAGCUUAAGAAUGUUUGUGUGCAAAUAUUAAUUAUAAGAAACGCAAAAGUGCAAAAAUGUUUACCAAGAAAUCGCAUGCCGAUGUUAAAAAGUCGACGGCCAAGUUGCAGGAUUGCAAAAAGGAUUCCGCCUCCCGCCUACGCCACCUGCGCACAAUAUUAGAUAAUGUGGAUUAUGAGGAGUCAAAGUCGCUGUUCGAGACAAAUUAUAGCCAUGUCUAUUUCAUACUCUACGAUACCUUUAUUCAGGCCGAGGCCAAUCUUAAACAAAAAGUGCACAAGGCGCAUCGCGAGGAACUGGAUGGCUCGCUAUGGCUGUUGGAGAAGAUACUGUGCCUGCUGCCGGAGCUGUUGGCUCGACGCUGGCAAUGCCACUCGCUCAGCAGAAUCAUGGCGAAGCUGCUCCAUUUGGGCAACUCGCCCAAGCUGCGUCGCGAGGGUGUGAAAUACUUUCUGCUCUGGUACCAGACAUUGGGCGACAAUGCGCCUGGCUAUGUGCACGCCAUGUAUGCGGACCUUAUACCCGGCCUCAUUGUGCCGCAGAAGGGCAUGGUGGGCCCCGAUACGGAGUUCAGUGCCUCGGAUUUUCUCUCGCAUCCCAAUAUGAAAGCAGAUGGAGGCAUGGCCUCCGUUUUCCAUGAUAAUACGUUCUCGCAUCCCGUGCAGAGCUCCGAGGUUGUGGCCUUGCUGCCGCCUUCGUCCAGCGAGAAGUCCGCACCGCCAGAUCCACGCGACGGUCUAGAAGUCCUGCUCAAUAGCAUGGUGCAAACAGCUGCGUGUCUGCGCUGGCGCGACAAUCGUACGCAGAAAGAUCAUAAAGCGUUUGCAUUUCUGCUGCAACGCUUCAAGGAGGUGUUUCUGCCCGUGUUCUCGCCCAGCUUUGAUGCGACCACCUCGAUUUAUAAUCCACGUCUGGAGAUGCCCGUCAUGCGUUCAAUACACAAGAAGGAGGAGGUCAUGGCCUCCUGUGUGGUGGUGCUUAUCAAUUGGGUUUCACGCUUUACGCACGAGCGCCUGCUCAGCCAUCGCUUGGACUGCGCCCUGCACAUUGAAGGUGUGGAUCAUGCCCGGCUUCUGGGCUAUCAGCAGGGCCUUAUUGUGCGCGAUGUGUUCUAUGUGAGCCGCGAGAACAUCAACUUUGUGCACGAGGUCUAUCGCCAGGCGUUUCUGCUUAACUUCACAUCAAAGGCGCAAAUCGAGGCUAUACGAACGGCCAUUGCUGUCUAUCGGGAUUGGAUGACGGGCACAACGCCGCCACCGUUCCUGCUGGAGCCAAAUGAUGAACAGGGCGCACCGUCAACGGCUCCAACAAGCCUCAGCAAUGCAGGCGGCACGCCACGUAGCCAGCGCCUACGAACACCUUCCUAUGUGGGCGCCAUGCAGGGCAACAAGGAGCAGCAGCAGGUAUUGCGCGCGGGCAUGCAGAAUGUCCUGCAAGUGUUUGUCACCAACGCGGCGAACGUGUUCCUUGUGAACACUGCGAACCUGAAUAUAUGCUUUCCCACACGCUCACGUGACUAUCGAUCGACGCCGCUGCAGGAGCAGACCGAAAUAUGCAAGAAGGUGCUGAAUGUCUAUCGGACCAUGGUGAUGAACACACGCAUGGAGUCGCGCACAUGGGAACAGAUGCUGCUGGUUUUGCUGCAGGUAACGUCCGUAGUGCUGCAUCAGAAUCCGCCGCCCAGUGGCUCGAAGAGCGCCAGCUUGGGCGGCAUACUCGGCUCAGCCAUAUUUCAAACGCUGAUCGUCACCUGGAUACGGGCACACACCAAUGUGCCAGUGAAUGUGAUGCUCUGGGAGAAGUUUCUCACCGUGCUUCAAUCGCUGACGCAUCGCGAGGAGCUCAUUGUCGAAUGGAGCAAAACGAUACAGACGCUGACACGCGUCUUCUCGCGCUAUACCUACGGCAUUAAUCUGUUGGACUUGCCACUGGAUCGUGUGGCCGAGAGUCGGGGCAAGAGGCGGCGCAUUGGCAGCGUCUGGCAGGGCUCGGGCAGCGCCGCCGGCGCACGAGCCCAUGUGGCCACCAGCGUACAACGCGAACGCGAAAGCAUCGCCGAGUCCAACAGCAGUCGUUCCGACGAGAACUCGCAGGCGGGCAGCAACAACCAAGCGCCGUUGCUGCAGCCCGCCAAUCGCACGCAUCAGCACUCGCAAUCCCAUGGCGGCACCGGUCACGGAGUACGCCCAGUACCACUGACGCCCAUGCUCAGUCGCAGUUACAGCGAGGGCAGCCUGGCCUCGGCGGCGCGCAAUUCACGUAUACGCCGCCGACGCCCUGUGCCGCAGAAGACGGAUGCCACGGCUGCCAUACGCUCGGGAUUGGAGGCGUCGAGCAGUGGGCAGGAUAUGCGUCGGGCCAUGUCGCUGGAUUCGUUGGCGCCCAUACGCAAGAGUCGGCGACGUCGCGGCUCACAGCAGGCCGUCGACGAUGUUGAUGGCUAUCAGGAUGCGGUUGAGGUGGAGGACACUGAGAGUGGCGCGGGCUCCCGCAGUCCAUCGCCGACGGCCAGCAGCGGCAUCGAGGGCGGCUCCAUCAAGGAUGCCCAGCUGCACAUCGAUGUGCUGGCCGCGGACUCCGGCAGUCUGGAAGAUGGCAAUUCGGGCAGCUUUGGCGCCGGCAACUACGGCUCGGAGCGUCGCUCGAUUAUGCUCGGUGGCACAGCCACUGGCUGGCUGCCCGACUCUACGUCUAUCAUGUGGAAGCGCAUGCUGGGCGCCCUGGGCGAUGUGAAUCGCAUUCCCAAAGCGGAGCUGCAUGCGCAGGUCUUCAAGCACCUGCUGGAGAUGACCCAGAACCUAAUCAAAAUCAAGCAGAAUCAAGGCAUCUCAACGGAUAACCAAAGUACGCCGCCACCGCCGCCCUUGGUGCCGCCCAUUGGUGUUGUGGCACCUUGGUGCUACGGCGCCUUGACCCUGGAUCGUUCCUUCAAAAGCGGCAAACUCUGGGCGCUGCAGUUGCUCUGCGCCUUGGCGUUGCAAGGCGCCAUUGGCAUGCAGCAGCUGGCGCUCUUUUAUCAUGCACUGCAUCAGCUGUUGACGGGCGAGGAUCGGGAUCUGAUCUAUGCGAUUAUGAAGCACUUGGAGGGACCGCGUUUGCUCAGUCUUCUGUUGCCCGGACACACGCUCCUACUGCUGGAUCUGGUGCAUGCCAGCGCCAUAUUGUUGACCUCGCUGGAAGUGACGCCCAGCACGCCUCGCGCUGAGGUGGCUGCUCUGCUGGGCUCGCUGUUGGCGUAUCCCGCCACACUGUUGCCGCGACCCGUGCUGCAGCCGACGGCGCAGCAGUUUGAGCUGAUGGAAUGCCCCGAUCUGCAGGAUCACAUACUCAACAUAAUGCUCCGCUGUGCGCGCCGCGAGCCCUCGGCGAAGGCGCGUUGCAUUGCGCUCUGCCAGCUGGGCCAGUGGCUGCUGCUGCGUCUCUCGCAGCCCACACGCAAUGCGCAGCAGCGCGGCCAGUUCCAGCAAUCGGUGCCGCAUCCCAAGGACGUGCUGCCUAAGGAUACGAGCGCACAAAGCUUUCAUCCGCGCAUACGUGAGGUGCUGCAGGUGCUCCUCCAGGCGCUACAAUUCAAACAUCACACCAUCGCAGUCAUCGCUGUGGAUGCGCUGAAGCUGUGCGCGGAGCGUGGCCGUCAGCUGGCAGCCAUUGAGCGUGUGCCGCACCUGAUUAUAACGGCACUGUGCCGGGCUCUAGAUAUACAGAACGUGUCGAAGCCCAAGGAUGCCGACAAGGUGGUGCUGACAUCGCUGAUGCUCUGCCUCGGCGAGUUCUGCAUGGCUAUACCAGCUGCUCUCAUGCUGGCGCCCUACAAUGAUCAGGGCGACACACUGGUGCUGCAAGUGCUCAGGGUCUUGCUUCAGGUGGCAUCGGGUGCGCCGCGCCACGAACGCGUCAAACUGACCUCGGAUGAGGAUUUCGACAUGCACAUUGCCAGCGAUGAUCUGCAGGGUGACGGUCGCCUGCCGGAGGCCACCUAUCAAACAUCGGAGACCAUACAGGCCUGCAUCUCGGCGAUUCGAUUGUGCGCUCGCGCCGUUGCCAUGCAUCUGGUCACGCAUCUGGGCCAUUUUCCCAUGGGCAUCGGCGCCUCACGGCUGAGCUCUAUGGUCGAGGAGCAGGAUGAUAUUUAUGGCGUGAACAGCGCCGGUCAGUCGGGCAGUCAGCUGGAGCGUCGCGACUCUAUGGAACUCCCGUCGGUUGUUAACGCACAGAACCUGCAGCUCUUCAUGCUCAACACGGGCCUCGUGGCCAGUUUCAUAGAGCUGCCCACGCUGAAGCUGCCAGGUGGCGGCAUUACAGCCGGUCUGGUAACUGCCGAAAAGCAGGUGCGGGUGCUGAUGCGCGAUCUAAAUGGCAAAGCUUGCUGGGAUGCCUCCAUACUGUACUCGGAGCCGCGCAAAGGCGAUGCGAUACCAACACCAGCGCAUGCACAGUACAGCUCGGAGCGCUACGAUGGCCCGUCGACGUUGGCCAAGGCGUGCCAGUCCAUGGACUCGUUACACGUUCAACAGCAGCCGCAGCUGCCGCGACACACGCUGCGACAUCGACCACCUGGAGUGCUGCCGCUAGCCAAGGAUGUGGCGCCAGACCUGGAUCAGCUGGACGAUAUGCUGGCCUACAUAGGCCACACCAGUCCAGAGUGCGUGCCGCCCACCAUUUCCGAGUUGAAUGCGCCCAGCCUGAGUCCGUUGAGCAGUGCCCAGGAGGCGCAGGCAAUAUCCGUCAUACUCAAUCAGCGUGUGCUGGAGCAGGAGUUUGUGGCUCACUCGGCCCAGCAGCCGCUCACGGCUGCCGGUUUGCGGCAUGCGGGCUCCAGUUCAUCGCUGCCGCAGGCGGAUCAACGGUCGCUGCAGAGCGCAUCCGCAUCAUUUGACUCGUUUACCGGGGCUGGCAGUUUGCCAGGUCGUGCGGAGACACCAUUUCAAUACUGUCGCCUGCUGUUUGCCCAUCUGGGUCUGGCCGGCUGGGAGCGACGCUCGCGUACACAUCUGCUGCAGCGUAGCGAGAAGCUGUUGCGUGAGCUACGCAACGUGGACUUGCAGAAGUGCCGCGAGACGCACAAAAUGGCUGUCAUCUAUGUGGCCGCUGGGCAGGAGGACAAGACGAGCAUCUUGCGUAAUACAAACGGCAGCAGCAUGUACGAGAUGUUUGUCUCGGCGCUUGGGUGGGAGAUAGAGCUGGAGACGCAUAAUGGCUUUUUGGGCGGCUUGCCGCGUCAGGGCUGUGGCGCCACGGCGCCCUAUUAUGCCACGCCCUUCUUGGAGGUUGUCUACCAUGUGGCAACGCGCAUGCCCUCGGACUCGUCGGAGGCAAUGCUGCUGAAGACACGUCAUCUGGGCAACGAUGAGGUGCACAUUGUCUGGAGCGAACAUCAUCGCGACUACAGACGCGACAUACUGCCCACAGAGUUCUGCGAUGUGCUUAUCGUUGUGUAUCCGCUGCGCAAUGGUCUGUUUCGUGUGACGGUCAAUCGUAAGCCGGAGGUGCCAUGGUUUGGGCCGCUUGCCAAUGAGAGCGUUGUCAGUGGCGCCUGCCUGGCCACGCUCAUACGCGCCACGGCCAUCAACGCGAGUCGCACCAAGCGCGCCGCCCUGCCGCUCUACCAGCAAUUCUAUGAGGAGCGUAAUCGUUCGCUGGAAAGCGUCUCGUCACGGUACAAGGAAAGCACCACAUUCGAGGACUUUGCCAGCCGCAUUUACAAUCCCAUGCCGGUGUCCAUACUAAGCACAUUGCGUGAAUCGAAUGCGAGCAGUUCGGCCGCACCUCUAGCCGCCGCGUUGAUUGAUCAUAAUCGCGCCUCCGUCAAAGGAUGGGUACAAGCGUCCAUUGAUGCGGGCCCAGCGCUGGGCAUAGCGCCCUCUGUCUCAGCUGGCUCCACGGCAGCCAUGGAGGCCAAUUCCAAUAGCAGCAUUAGCUCAGCAUCGCCUCGCGGUCCACGAAAACUAGGCGCGCCCUUUAAGAGCGUGACCAAGAAACAUUCGCUGCAACAUAUUGCCGUGGGCGGUAGUUCCGGUGGCAGUGCGGCUGGCGAUACACCACCAGAGAGUCCCACACUGCCGCUGCGACGCAUCAAAUAGACUACAAUACGCACUGGCUAACGUUGCAACAACAACAGGAACUGCAACAACAACAACUAAUAUAUAAUAACAUCCCCUAACUUAACUCAUUCCCCGCUACAAAACAAAUCCAGAGCCAGGCGGCUACUCGAAUAGCCAACAACCACGCGGAGUUCUAUUGAAACAAGAAAAGUAUUGCAACAAAAAAACAUACACACAACCACACACGUUUCCUGUUAUGUUAUAUGAUUUCUUAUAUUUCUUAUUGAUAUUGUAAUUUAUUUCAUUCAUCUCGUUGCUAACUUAGUCUAACUAAUC
Molecule: messenger RNA, 6638 nt
Organism: Drosophila hydei
Lineage: Eukaryota; Metazoa; Arthropoda; Insecta; Diptera; Drosophilidae
Product: probable Rho GTPase-activating protein CG5521
Exons: 6
Coding region: 318-6341 (2007 amino acids)
Biological process (GO): positive regulation of GTPase activity; regulation of small GTPase mediated signal transduction
Cellular component (GO): cytoplasm; nucleus
Molecular function (GO): GTPase activator activity
Source: RefSeq, a predicted model, not a curated record